Messenger RNA from Durusdinium trenchii, 734 nucleotides. The record is from the annotation of a GenBank genome assembly. NCBI's taxonomy places the organism in Eukaryota, Dinophyceae, Suessiales, Symbiodiniaceae.
CUGGCGACCCCGGGGCCAUGAUCAGCUAUAGCUUCGUGUAGAUUCACAGGUUUUCAGCCGAUACAGCCUCCUCAAAAUCUGUGUGACCGCGUUGGCCCGUCCUAGGGGCAUGGCCACUCCUGCGGUUGGAGCCGCAUGGUCUGCCUUCAGGUCAUCUCGUAGAAGCACGCACGUCUUGCACAACCGCGUUGGUUGGUUAUGAACUGAGACUCCCUUCAUAUUUAAUUUAGUUGAUAUUGGCCAAUUGACAACCAACGUUGUUGUCAUGAUAUUUUCGGAGACUGCUUUGUUUGUCAGGUCUUGGCUUUGCCUUCUUUUCCCAGCAUUCGGAGUAUUUUGCGGAAGGCCGGUCUCCUUGUGGAGACUCCCUGAUGUUCAGAGAGAAGACAGUCGCGUAGAACUAGCUGCCACAGCCGCACCGAUUGCGAGAAAGAAAACAGGUUCAGCACUCACCAAAAGAGUGCCACCACCUUCUGUCAAGGUGACCAAAUUGAAGAAGGGUGAAAGAUACCGAGGGUAUAUCAACCCCAGACUCAAAGCACUUGUCGAGACAUCUGAAUACCGAAAAGUCGUAGACCUCUUGGCAAGACUAGAGAACGAGGGGCAGCUAGAUCGCCUCCUCCUUUCAGCAGAGGGAUAUUGGAAAGAUCUCAACGUCUUUGAGAUUUCUCAAGUGGAGAAAGAAGAAGGACGACGAGCAGUCGCAAAGAUUAUGCGAAGAGACUGGUCCAGGA